AUGUCAGCCAUCACUCUAACAAAGGAAUCUCACAAGAAUCCUUCUAAAUUCAGAAUCAACUUGAAAGACAGCACUGCUCAGUUGAGCGGCGAAGUUGAUGUCAACUCCAGCGACAAAUUGCCAACAAUUCACACUCACUCAAAGGUUGCAAUUAUUGGUGCAGGUUUCUCUGGUUUGGGUACUGCCAUCAAGACAAUGAAAAGUCUCAAAGAACAAGAUGUUGCCAUUCUUGAAAUGCGUGACAACUUUGGUGGUGUCUGGUACGCCAACACUUACCCAGGUUGUGCUUCUGAUAUCCCAGCUGUUUGGUACUCAUUUUCAUUCGCUUUAACCUCAAACUGGAGUAGAGUGCAGCCUCCACAAUACGAAAUGGAAGAGUAUAUUUUGAGAGUUGCUGAACAAUACAAAUUGAAGGAAAAAACUAGAUUCAACACUUUUGUUGAUGACUGUAUUUAUAACGAAGAGACUGGUUUGUGGACUUUGUACUCUCAUGAUGUCAAGACGGGUCAAAAGAUUGAACACACUGCAAACAUUCUUUUGUCAUGCAGAGGUCACUUGGUUUACCCAAUUCACUUGAAAGAACCAGGUUUGGAAAACUUUAAAGGAAAGUACAUGCAUUCAGCACUUUGGGACCACUCAGUUGAUUUCAAAGGAAAGAAUGUUGUUGUUUUCGGUAACGGUUGUUCUGCAAAUCAAGUUGUUCCAGCGUUGUUGAACGAUCCAAAGUAUAAUCCAGCUUCAAUCACUCAAAUUGUUAGAUCCAAACAUUACGUUAUGCCACCAGUUCCAAAAAUUCUUCUUUUCCUUUACCGUUUGCUUAGUUUCAAUUUUAUUGGUUUGCUGUUGGUUCGUUGGAUUGUUGUUAUCAUUGCUGAGUCAAGAUUUCCUUUGUUUAAGGGAGAGGGUCCAAUUGCUAAGCUUAUACGUCGGGUUAAUAAAAACAUGGCUGUUAGUCACAUGAAGCAUGCUCCAAAGAAAUACUGGGAUAUCCUUAUUCCAGACUACAAAGUCGGAUGUAAGAGAUUGAUUUUCGAUUACGGUUACAUUCAAGCUUUGAAUGAUCCAAGAAUUGAACUUACUAAUGAACGUGUUGACAGAGUUGUUGAAAAUGGUCUUUAUUUGAAAGACGGAAGAUUCGUCAAGGCUGAUAUUAUCAUUGCUUGUACCGGUUACAAUACUAGAAAGACUUUUGAUCAACCAAUCAAAACUAACAAGGGUGCUUCAUUACAAAAGAUUUGGAACACUGAAGGAGUUGGUGCUUACCGUACCAUCAUGGUUAAAUACCUUCCAAACUUCUUCUUGAUCGGUGGUCCGAAUACUGCCACUGGUCACGCCUCCGUUGUUAUGGCAGCUGAACACGGUAUUGACUACUAUUUGAAGGUUGCCAAGCCCGUUAUUGAAGGUAAAGAAAAGUCCGUUGAAUGUACCCCAGAAGCUUAUGACAAUUGGUUCAAAUUGAUUCAAGACAAAUUGGCCAAGAGUGUGUUUGGUACAGCAUUUGGUGGAUGUGCUUCAUGGUACAGACAAGAUAAGUCUAACUUUAUUACCUAUCCAUUCAGUCAAAUCAACUAUUGGUACAUCACUCACUUCCCUAACUACAAGGAAUUGGUUUACAAGCACAAUAGCAAGAAAACUGCUUAG
This is a messenger RNA of Lodderomyces orthopsilosis Co 90-125, 1641 nucleotides long. RefSeq names its product flavin-containing monooxygenase. The record is from RefSeq and is a predicted model, not a curated record. Gene Ontology annotation, molecular function: NADP binding; flavin adenine dinucleotide binding; N,N-dimethylaniline monooxygenase activity. Lineage: Eukaryota; Fungi; Ascomycota; Pichiomycetes; Serinales; Debaryomycetaceae. The transcript has a single exon. Bases 1 to 1641 code for a protein of 546 amino acids.